ACUUCCAUCCUACUUAUUUGUUGUGUUUGAACUGCUUUGGAUAAGAUUGACAAGGUGUUGUAAUAUCACAAGAUAUAAAUUAUGGCGGCAGCGCUGAUGUCUCGUUUUUUGUUAUUCUACCUCCCUUCCUGAAGAUGGAGCUGAGGCGUCAAACUACUAAAGGCUGAAAAGAGUGGAAACGGUUCAUGAGCGUAAAGCCCCUCCUCUUUCGUGCUUUGGCGCGCAGCGUUCCGGUGCAGUGGUGUCGCUACACCGUGGUUCUGCCACCAUAGCUUCGGCAAGGCUGGUGAAAAUAUGGCGGGCAUGAGUGCUUCAGCACCCGGCGCGGUUUCACCCGCGGGUCCAGUUCAGCAAGGGUUAAAGGAGGCUUUAAUUGAGACACUUACUGCCAUUCUUUCGCCGGUUCAAGAAGUGCGUGCCGCUGCGGAGGAACAAAUUAAGGUGUUAGAAGUGACAGAAGAGUUUGGAGUUCACCUUGCUGAGCUCACUGUUGACCCCCAGGGAGCACUUGCUAUACGCCAGCUUGCUUCUGUCGUUCUGAAGCAGUAUGUUGAAACCCACUGGUGUGCCCAGUCAGAGAAGUUCAGGCCACCAGAAACUACUGAAAGGGCCAAAGCAGCAAUCCGUGAGCUUCUGCCAGGUGGCUUGCGGGAAGCCAUCAGUAAGGUGCGUUCCAGUGUGGCCUAUGCAGUGUCAGCCAUCGCUCACUGGGACUGGCCUGAGGCCUGGCCCCAGCUCUUCACACUUCUUAUGGACAUGCUAGUCAGUGGAGACGUCAAUGCUGUACAUGGCGCCAUGAGAGUCCUCACAGAGUUUACCCGAGAAGUGACAGACACACAGAUGCCCCUGGUUGCGCCUGUCAUUUUGCCAGAGAUGUACAAAAUCUUCACCAUGGCAGAGGUUUACAGUAUUCGUACACGAUCCAGAGCAGUCGAGAUCUUUACCACCUGUGCCAACCUUAUCUGUGCUAUUGAGGUAUUUGAAAAGGGUGCUGCCAAAGCUCUGAUUUUUCCUGUGGUCCAGCAAUUCACUGAGGCGUUUGUACAGGCCUUGCAGAUGCCUGAUGGACCCACUUCAGAUAGUGGCCUCAAGAUGGAGGUCCUCAAGGCUGUGACUGCGCUAGUCAAAAACUUCCCCAAAUCUAUGGUGUCCUCCAUGCAACAAAUUCUUCCCAUUGUUUGGAAUACACUGACAGAAAGUGCUUCUUUUUACGUGAGAACAGAAGUCAACUACACAGAAGAAGUGGAUGAUCCAGUUGACUCUGAUGGGGAGGUUCUUGGCUUUGAAAACCUGGUCUUCAGCAUCUUUGAAUUUGUCCACACACUUCUGGAUAACAACAAGUUUAAGAGCACAGUCAGGAAAGCCCUACCAGAACUCAUUUAUUACAUCAUUCUCUACAUGCAGAUUACAGAGGAUCAGAUCAAAGUUUGGACUGCCAAUCCUCAGCAGUUUGUUGAGGAUGAAGAUGAUGACACCUUUUCUUAUUCUGUUCGAAUAUCUGCCCAAGAUUUAUUGCUGGUGGUGGCAGCAGAGUUCCAGAACGAGAGUGCUGCAGCUUUAGCAGCAGCUGCAACAAGGCACCUCCAGGAGGCAGAGCAGGCCAAGAAUGCUGGCAGUGAGCACUGGUGGAAAAUCCAUGAAGCCUGCAUGCUGGCUCUGGGCUCAGUCAAGACCAUCAUCACAGAGAAUGUUAAGAAUGGUCGUGUGCAGUUUGAUAUGCAUGGCUUCCUUGCGAAUGUCAUCCUCUCUGAUCUCAAUCUAGCAACUGCCUCUCCCUUCCUGCUGGGCCGGGCUUUGUGGGCAGCCAGUCGCUUUACUGCAGCCAUGUCCCCAGAGCUCAUCCAGCAGUUUCUGCAAGCAACAGUGAGUGGUCUACAUGACAGCCAGCCACCGUCUGUCCGUAUCUCUGCUGUGCGUGCUAUCUGGGGGUACUGUGAUCAAUUGAAGUUGUCGGAGAGCACCCACGUCCUGCAGCCCUACCUGCCUAGUAUCUUGGAGGGGCUGGUACAGUUGGCUGCACAGUUCAGUUCAGAAGUCCUCACCUUAGUCAUGGAGACCCUUUGCAUUGUGUGUACAGUGGAUCAAGCUUUUACCACUAGUGCAGAGAACAAGAUCUGCCCUCUCACCAUUGCCAUCUUCCUUAAAUACAGCAAUGAUCCUGUGGUGGCGUCCUUAGCCCAGGACAUCUUUAAGGAGCUGGCUCAGAUUGAGGCCUGCCAGGGCCCUAUGCAGAUGCGCCUCAUCCCUACGCUUGUCAGCAUCAUGCAGGCGCCGCCUGAUAAGAUUCCUUCAGGCCUUUGUGCUACAGCUAUUGAUAUCCUGACAACAGUUGUUCGGAACACUAAACCUCCUCUGUCUGAGAUACUUGUGUGCCAGGCUUUCCCUGCCGUGGCCCAGUGCACCCUUCGCACUGAUGACAACACAACAAUGCAGAACGGUGGCGAGUGUUUGCGGGCCUAUGUCUCAGUGGCUCUGGAACAGGUGGGCCGGUGGCAGGACGAGCAGGGACAUAGUGGCCUGUGGUAUGUCAUGCAGGUCGUCAGUCAGCUUCUGGACCCCCGCACGUCUGAGUUCACUGCAGCCUUCGUGGGCCGCCUGGUUUCCACCCUGAUAGCCCGUGCAGGCACACAGCUGGGGGAGCAGCUGGACCAAGUAUUACGUGCCAUUCUCAGCAAGAUGCAGCAAGCUGAGACUCUGAGUGUUAUGCAGUCUCUAAUCAUGGUGUUUGCCCACCUGGUCCACUCACAGCUAGAACCUCUGUUGGAGUUCUUGUCCAGUCUUCCUGGGCCCACAGGAAAGCCAGCCCUGGAAUUUGUCAUGACUGAAUGGAUGAGCCGCCAGCAUCUCUUCUAUGGGCAGUAUGAGGGCAAAGUCAGUGCUAUAGCUUUGUGUAAACUCCUUCAGCAUGGUCUUAAUACCAAUGACAAGCGUCUGCAAGACAUAGUAGUCAAAGGGGAGGAAAUUUUUAACCAAGAUGAAGGAAUUCGCACACGCUCCAAAUCUGCCAAAAAUCCAGAACGAUGGACCAACGUUCCCUUGCUGGUGAAGAUCUUUAAACUUAUUGUCAAUGAACUGUCCUCUGUAGUGGAGGCUAAUGCAAAUAGAGCAAAUCCUGCAGACUGGAGUCAAGAUUCAGGAGGAAUGUGGGAGGAUCAAGAGGAGGAUGAGGAGGAGGAGGAUGAUGAUGAAGGAUUAGAAGGGCAGCUUCUUUCAGACCUCAUAUCUUCUAACAAAUAUGAUGAUGAUUAUUAUGAGGAUGAUGAUGAAGAUGAUCCAGAUGCCUUGAAGGAUCCUAUAUAUCAAAUUGACCUUCAGGCCUAUCUGACAGAUUUCCUGACUCAGUUUGCCCAGCAGCCUUGCUACAGUAUGUUUUCUGGCCAUCUAAAUGAUUCUGAGACAAGAGUCUUGCAGUCCAUUGGUAUCUAAGCUGUACCUUUUCCCCAUUAUCAGUGAAAAAACUGUCCUUUUUCAGUGUUUACCACUUGCUCAUACGUUUCCAAAAUGGACUGGAGUGGACUUGGAAAGCCAUUUUAACUGGCACUUGCAAAACCCAAGCACAACUAAGGAGCGUUUUUCAAAGAUGAUGCACUUGUUGACAUGCCCUGCCCCAUCUGAUGGUCUGUUGAAGGAAACACAAACAAAAAAUGUUAUAGAAAAGGAAAAGGUGAGAAUCAUCCUGGAUGGACCCCAGAGAGGAUUAGGAGGGUGGAGCAAAUGAUAGUUAUUAGGGCACAAAUAUUGCCCAGUGGACAAAAGCGAAGCUUUCGGCGUAAUGAAAAGGGUUAGAAAAGGGAUCGGUGAGUUUUUGCAAAGGGACCGAUAUCAGUAUAGAAAUGGUUAAGAAGUAUCAACUGUUGUCCAUUUAUAAUCCUCUCACAUUACCAAUUCAUGGUGGUCUAAAAUCUUUCUGUAAAGGAAGGCAUAUUUUGGCAGAUGAACUUUAACUUUGAAAAGUUGGAAAUAUUGGCGGCCUUAUCGGACCAAACAAAUUUGUCAUUAUAAGCUUUUAUAAGCUGUGUUUAUGGCUGUGCAGUGUGGUGGGUAUGAUGGAUUCAUAGUGUUGCCAUGGUGAUCUAAAGCCUGUUUGUGUCCUUGUACCCACUGGAGUUUUGGAUGAGGUUUCAAAAUAAAAGGCCCAUGAAAGUGUCAUUUUCAAA
This is a messenger RNA of Pygocentrus nattereri (red-bellied piranha), 4157 nucleotides long. It is a transcript of the gene ipo9, whose product is annotated as importin 9. The record is from RefSeq and is a predicted model, not a curated record. NCBI's taxonomy places the organism in Eukaryota, Metazoa, Chordata, Actinopteri, Characiformes, Serrasalmidae. Gene Ontology annotation, biological process: protein import into nucleus. Bases 295 to 3426 code for a protein of 1043 amino acids. Gene Ontology annotation, molecular function: small GTPase binding. The transcript is spliced from 24 exons. Gene Ontology annotation, cellular component: cytosol; nuclear envelope.